Messenger RNA from Mesorhabditis spiculigera, 492 nucleotides. NCBI's taxonomy places the organism in Eukaryota, Metazoa, Nematoda, Chromadorea, Rhabditida, Rhabditidae. The record is from the annotation of a GenBank genome assembly.
AUGUUGCUGCCUCGACUACAGCAGCCGCGCUCCAGUCAUCAACAACUUCAUGCUGCUGCCCUGACCGAAGUCAGCACUUCCGUUGCGACACCAACAGCCGGAUGCAAGGCUUCAACACUCCAGCGCUCAAGCACGACCUCACUCGACAAGAAGCUCCAUCAAGUCUCUUCAAUCAAACGUCGCUGGUUCCAACUUUCAAGCUCCAGGAUAACGACUUGUGGAUGGAGUGCGGUAGCCGUGCCGUUCGCAUCCGUUGUUUCUUUGGCCGCUCGACUGCUGCGCGAUGAGCCACUACUUGAUGGAGCCGACACCCCUGCACGACUUCAUGAGCAACCUACAAAGCGCCUACACGCCAUUCUCCAGUUUAUGGACCACUACUUGGGCUGCCGCGAGCCGUUCGGUCGACAAGUCCACCUCUUCUUCUGGGUGCUUGCGACAAGUCCAAAUCCACCGCGCCGUCAAGCUGCCAGCGACAACAUCAUGCUGCCGCCC